This is a messenger RNA of Rubroshorea leprosula, 868 nucleotides long. The record is from the annotation of a GenBank genome assembly. NCBI's taxonomy places the organism in Eukaryota, Viridiplantae, Streptophyta, Magnoliopsida, Malvales, Dipterocarpaceae.
CAAGAGAGUUCCUAUAAUUAAUUUGGGUUUUCUCAAACCCAAAUCCAGGUUAACCCAGAAAUGGAGAGGAGGAAGAAGGGAGAAGAGAGAGAGAAAAAGAAUAAGAAGAAGACAGAAGAAGGAUGAGCAGGGAAAAGAAAGGAGGAAGAAGAUAAAGUUCUUUUUUUUUUUUCUUUAGACUGAAUUAUUGCCACAUCUUUCUAGGAAGAAGGCCCCUUGAAAGUCCAAUCUCUAUUCUUAGCCCAAGCAAAUUCCAUGGAUUCCUACGACAAACCUAGCGCUCACCCGCCAAAGCACCACCAGUCAUCCUCCUCCGAGCUAUUUGCCAGUGCCAAGUUGGUGGCCGAGGCGGCCCAAGCCACGCUCCGCCAUGAAUCGGACAAGGUUGAUCGGGUCAAGGUUGCCGGCGCAGCCGAAGACCUUCUAGGUGCAGCCUCUCACUACGGCAAGUUAGAAGAGAAGGGUCUCGGCAAGUAUGUGCAGAAGGCUGAGGAUUAUCUGCAUCAGUACCACACAUCCCAGGCCACACCCCCCACUGUCGGUGCUACGAGCACCCAUCAUGCUUCCUCUCAUUCCGCCACCACCGCGCACUCCAGCGGCGGUGAUGGGCAUUCCGGAAGUGGGUAUGGAGACUACUUGAAGAUGGCUGAAGGUUUCCUCGGCCACCAGUCUUCCUCUCAUUCCGCCACCACCGCGGACUCCAGCGGUAGUGAAGGGCAUUCCGGAAGUGGGUAUGGAGACUACUUUAAGAUGGCUGAAGGUUUCUUGAAGAAACACUAAAUAAAAUUUCCUUUUUGUACAAUAUUGAUCUUUCCUUCCCUGUAACUUAUGUCUUGUGGUUGUGCAUCAAUAAAAAUCUCAGCUUGGG